AGCCGAGCGGCGCCGAGCCGAGCCGAGCCGAGAGGGGCCGAGCCGAGCGGCGCCAUGCUGGGCAUGAUCAAGAACUCCCUGCUGAGCACGGUGGAGGCAUGGCCCUACCGGGUGCUGAGCAAGGGGGAGAAGGAGCAGCUCAGCUACGAGGAGAGGGUGUGCGAGGGUGGGUGGUUUGCGGCGGUGGAGGUGACUGGGAAGCCAUUCGACGAAGCCUCGAAGGAAGGAGUGCUCAAGCUCCUCAAGUAUGUCGGAGGAACCAACGACAAAGGGGUUGGAAUGGGCAUGACUGCUCCUGUCUCCAUGACUGCUUUUCCUGCUGAAGAUGGCUCCUUACAGCAGAAAGUGAAGGUCUCUCUGCGGAUCCCGAGCCAGUUUCAAGCCAACCCUCCUUGUCCUAGUGAUGAAAGCAUUAAGAUUGAAGAGAGACAGGAGAUGACCAUUUAUUCCACGCAGUUUGGUGGCUAUGCCAAAGAGGUGGAUUACGUGAACUAUGCUGCCAAGCUGGAGUCUGCUCUGGGGAGUGAAGCUGCAUACCGCAAGGAUUUCUACUUCUGCAAUGGUUACGACCCCCCCAUGAAGCCUUAUGGCCGGCGCAAUGAGGUCUGGUUUGUGAAAGAGUGAGCAUCUAGCUCCCAGUGGUUCUGGCUUGCACUGAUAGCCUCCCCACACUAUGUCCCUGUCCUCUUCAAAAUAAACCAAUAAUUUGGCAGAGGCAGUAAACCAUCCUUUCCUCCCUCCACACCUAUGCCUUGGUCUUUUAUGGAUCAACCAUUUUAAAAGAACACUGCAGAGCCCUCUGACGAUCCUGCUCCUUUGUUCCAGACCAAGUCCUCAACCCCACAGACUCUCAUGAUCUCUCGGUGGCUUGCUUUUAUCUCCUUCAUGCUCCCAGAGUUCAAUCCUGAGACAGCCAAAGUACUUAAUUAACACUGGUGCCUGACAGAAGUCGCGUCCAAGUGCUGGCAGACUAUUAGUCUCACCUGAGGCAGGCAGGGGAACAUGACGAAAGUGCGUACAGGGACUUUUUAUCUUCUUGAGCUUGCUGCAGCUGUAAAAUGCUGCUUUUAUCUGUGCCAUUCCAAAAGCAGUCUGAAGGGACAUGAGCAUUGCUACCAACACAGCGCAGUGAAAAUAAGCAUCCUUUACAUUGACUCAUAGUGUGCGGGAGAGCAAUGUUCUGUCAUCUGACUGAGAAAUGUCAUUUAGAGGAAGAUCCAGGUUUCUGUUUGCAGCUAUCCUUCUGUUUGAGGUGAGACAUUUUGGGGUGUGUUAUGUCCUCAUCUCCGCUAGCAGCUGGACAAUGUGACAUGGAGGCCCCAAUAUCAUUUCCUUGCCGCCUUGUUACUUGUGUGUAACAUUUCUUUAAAACUAGUCUACACAAGGGCCGAAGCUGAAAUGUGUGUGGUAAUCUAAUUGAAUUAGAAAAAUAGAGGCUGCGAAAAAAGCAGGUGCCUAUUACUUGUGAUCUGAGGGUGCAUUUGAAGAAUGGUGAGCAUCUAGUGGAACUACUGUGGGUGUAGAUCUUUAAAAAAACUCUUCUUAAAUGGUGUUAGUUUCUGAAGGCCUACUCAGAGCAGUUGUCUUUAAAGGAAGAGGAAAACCUGGUUGUUCUUGAAAAUAGGGGUUUAUGUCAAAUAAUGAGUAGCCUUUCAGAAACUUCAAAUACAAUAGUAAAGGUGGGUCUUGCUUUAGGAAGACUGGCAAUGUUUAACUGUUAGGCAUCAAACCAGCAUUUUAGCUGUUGGCUCUGCCAGGGAGGCAGCAGGAUGCCCGCAGUGGGAACACGCUCACGCACCAUGCUGCUCUGGGUGCCUGUAUAAUUCAUUACCUCCACUAAAAGAGGUGUGUUCCUCUGAUGCUUAAGUGCCCCAAAGUUCAGGCACUUUCCAAAAGCUAUUUUCCCCCGGGAGCUGAAAGAGAGAUUUGUCAGAUGGCAUCCCAGAUUCUGUCCAGUCGAGCUGUUUAACACGCGCCUGCUUUCUGAGAACAAAUCUCAGCAGUAA
Aptenodytes forsteri (emperor penguin) is the source of this 2006-nucleotide messenger RNA. RefSeq names its product heme binding protein 1 (gene HEBP1). Lineage: Eukaryota; Metazoa; Chordata; Aves; Sphenisciformes; Spheniscidae. The transcript is spliced from 4 exons. Bases 55 to 624 code for a protein of 189 amino acids. The record is from RefSeq and is a predicted model, not a curated record.